Molecule: messenger RNA, 3639 nt
Organism: Linnemannia hyalina
Lineage: Eukaryota; Fungi; Mortierellomycota; Mortierellomycetes; Mortierellales; Mortierellaceae
Source: the annotation of a GenBank genome assembly
AUGACAACAGCAGACCCCCUUCUCCUAGAUGCAACUCCCACCACCCACUUCCAAGCAUUCCGCGACCCCUACAACAACGACAACACUGACAACGGCGAUCCACAACAGGAACACAUCCUGAUCCCGGUGGUUCGACAUCCGAUCACGAAUGACCUGUAUGUCAUCUGGGGUGACAUCACAGACUGUUUCCCAGAGGUGUUGAGGGUGCAGUUCAAGAACGUGUUUGUCCCUAUGCUGCGAGGCGAUAACCUCUACAGGGUGAAGCCGUUCGGGAUCAGGUACCACCCUGAGAUCGUGUUGGAUGUUGUUUACAGGAAGAAGCCAUCAUCGCUGUCGCUCAGCAGGAAGAGCAGGUCACGUAGUGGCCAGAUUGAAGACGCCAAGGUAGCAGCGGCAGAGCGCCGCGCUACUGUUGCAGCGAAGGACGCGCCUAACCAGGACGCGGAUGCUGCUGUCGCUGUCGGAGAUGCGCUUAACCAGGACACGGAUGCGGGUCUCGAUGGCCCAGACAAGAAGGGCAAUGACAGGGACAAGAAUGAUGGUGACAGCGAGAACAAGUUUGUAGAAGGAGAACGAGAGCCUGCCGUCGAGGAGCAGGAUGCUUACGCUGUCGGACCGGAUACUAUGCUGCACGAGAGCGCCAAGAAAUCAACAGAACAAUCAGCAAAACAAGCAACAAAGCAGUCAACAGAGCAAGCGGUUCUCCCAUCCGUGCCCGAUCUACUUCCAAUAAUAGAGAAGGAGGUGGUAGGGAUAGAGGAAGAAGAAGAAAAAGAGGAGUUGCAAGAGCAUGAGAAGACGCAGCAGCAGGAGGAGCAAGAGGAACAGGAAGAGCGGAACCGGGACCAGGAGAAAGAGCAGAAUCACGUCUCAGAGCAAGCGGAAACGCCCCGAUCCAUUCAAUGGGUACCGAAGGAUCUCGUCCGCCGGGAGACGCCAUUCACAAUCGAGGAGUUGAUCAAGCAUCGCGCCAAGUACUUUUUUACGGCUCGGUACUCUUGGGCUAAUUGCAGCAGCCAUUCGAGGCUCUUUUUCUUCCUUCCUGUCUUGACCGACGUUCCUACACAAACAGGAGCAGCAUCAACCCCAGAAAUCCACAACUACACCAAAUUUCAGCUCUACUACCUCUGCGACUGUAGCGGCAUCCCAGGCGCAAAAGAACACGCCAACCCUCACUGGAUCAACAAUAAUAACAACAAAUACAACAAUAUUAUACGCAGUAAGCCUUCAGCCAUGGACAUCAGUCAGAGUCAACUCCGAGAACUCAUUCCUUUAGUUGGAGACUACACAAUGACAGUCCUUGAGAUGUUCAAGUACGGUGUCUACGUCGACAAGGUGCCCGAGGAAGUUGCUCAGCGUGUGUCAUUGGCGAUCAAGUAUCUGGCGUCGAAAGGAGUUUGGUCGUGCGAAGGAUUCAUCACCGAGAUGUCGUCGGACUACAUAAACGCUGUCGCUGAACCGAUGAUGAUCCGACUGUCGCCUAUUUCUCUAUUGGACGUUUCGGCAUUGGACGAGCUAAGGAGCAAGCUUGUUCGAGACCCCAGUGGUCAAUAUGCUGACCUGUACCCUUUCCGGACCGCGGAGGGCGAUGUACGGUGGACAUGCGGGCGUCAUUGGAUGAGCCUGUGGUCGGAUAUGGCGGUUUACGCGAGAGCCAUCACUUUUCAUCAGGAGCCAGGGUCUCCCGAGGGCUGGUAUUCGCCUCUUCAUGGCGUUCUGUGCUCUCGGAUUACGACUCUGGAGAGAGCGCUGGAGUUUUUCGAGCUGGCAGCGGAGAUACCUCGGAACCCUGUGUUUACAGUCUGGCUGGAUUGGGACAUGACGCUGGAGGAAGAGGGUGAACUUUCCCGGGCGAUCGGUCGACUCUCUGCCGCAGCAGUCCACAUCCUCCUUCGGGGUAAGGGUGCCCCUCAGGACAAGAUCGAUGCAGGAACGGCAUUUGGACGAUUGGAGCUGACGACGGCGGCUUUGCAGAACCCUGGUAUCGAGAUGUUCACUCUAACGGAGGCCGACCUUGGACUCGCGUACAAUUACAAGGAGUUCACCGCGACGACUUAUCACCAGUCGUACAGACCGAAAGCAGGAGAACGAAUCACCGCUGUGGAGCGUGGAGAGAAGGGCGGGCUGAUGGCGGUAACAGUGAAGAGCGUGGAUGUGGAUCUUGCCAUUGCUGUGAUGCGCCGAAUUGCCGGAGGACUCCAUCGCUUUUCGGAGUUGCGCUUCGAACAUGGCCACUCUCAUCUUGUCGUCAAGUUUAUGGACCUCGGGGGAGGAGACAAUCUGGGCUACAAUGGCGAGGAAGACACGGACGUUACCAGUGGUGACAUGCACUCGUUUUUGGACAGGCGAGGGUGGCGCGAUCAAGUACUUUGCUUUACGCAAUUUGAGCCUUGCGAAAUGUUCUUCCACCUAUCGUAUCUCGCCGAGGUGCAUAUGUGGUAUUUCAGCGAGGGACAGAGGACCGAGGUGCGUGAUCUGAUUGUGCUCAACAAGCACCUGAAGUGCCUCUACCUGGAAAGCAAGAUUCCCGAUUUCGAUCCAAGUCAAGCCUAUGAGACCUGCAAGCAAUCCCUCUCUGACCAUCGCACCAUCGAGUUGUUCCAGAUCACCAGUCCUAAGGGAAAUGAACCAAAGUGCUCGUCAUUCGCAUGGAGGAACCCCAACGAUCUGGACAAGAUGCGCGUGGAUAUCACAUGCAAUCGAGCAGAUCAUGUCGAGGCGAUGUUCCAGAGGUAUGCGCCUCUGAUUGACCAACUUGAGGUUGGCGGCCUCAGUUUGACGGAUGCGAUGGCGAUGGAUAAGCUGGCAAGACGCAAGAAGAGACCGUUUUCUCCCACGAGCAUUUACCUCUGGAAUAUCCAUCUGAUUGAGCCUGCCGUCCGCGAGAUUCUUGAGGAGGUCAUCGUCAACGGAGCGAUGGAAGAGGUUAUCAUGCGUGGGUCGGUCACUUCUCAGGUCGCGCAGCUGCAGACGGAUGGGAAGAUGGACUGGAUGUCGCACCCGGUCAAGUUGAAGGCGAACGUCAAGAUCUGGUCCGAGUUUUUGGUGGCGAUCCGGUCCAAGGUGACAGGCCUUUUUGUGGAGGACGACCCUCAGAAGCACUUUCUCCGGGCGAUGGAGUCGCAGCCUGCCAUGUCGCUGGAGAUGCCUCAGUUGACAUUGUUCCAGCUCACAUGUUCGAUGGAAUCGCAUCUUUUCGACAGACUCUGGCUGGACAUGCUUCUCGAGUUCAAGGGUCCGGCAGUCAAGGAUAUCGUCGUCACGGAUGAUGCUUCGCCCAGAGAAUUUGCACUUGGGAUCUUGGCGCGGAGAAACGAGACGGUGGCGAUGCUUCCUAUCUCGAAUUUGUGUCUGUUGUCGGUCAUGAUGACUCCCGAGGAUUGGAGCCGUUUCCUUCGAUACUUGGAUAUGUCGCAGAUGGUGCAAUUUGCGGUGAGCCAAUCGAAUGCGAUGUCAAGGGCGACACUGCUCCAAAUUGCCGAUGCUGUUCCGCUUGAGAGUGAAGUGUUGCAGAGAUUUUGUCUGAGGUCGAAGUAUUCCAAUGACACGGAUACCACUGCAGCUCUGGAGGCGAAGUUCGGGCCAAAGAGUUCCAAACGUGCAAGGCCGAAUAUCGACCUCAACGGCUUCAAUCUCUAG